ACUACCCUUGAUGAAAUGGAGAGGCCAAGCUUCAAUCAAUUCACAAGAAAGUUGAAUUUGAAAUAAAAUGUUACUUUUGGCUGAAGACUCUCUUUCUAUCUCUGUUUUCUGUUGUCUGUGUGUACAGGUAUGUGAUAAGUACAUUGGAACUAAUGGUGGCAGAGGAUUACAUCAUUGUUUAUCUGAACGGCGCCACACCUCGCAGGAGGAUGCCCGGUUUUAGCUGGAUGAAAAAGUGUUACCAAAUGAUAGACAGGAGAUUAAAGAAAAACACCAAGAUGUUCAUCAUUGUUCAUCCUUCCUGGUUCAUACAGACUUUGCUGGGAAUAACCAGACCCUUCAUCAGCUCCAAGUUCAGCAGUAAGAUCAAGUGUGUUAAUAGUCUGCGGGAGCUUGGAGAAAUCAUCCCAACCGAGUACCUUCACAUUCCACCCAGCAUCAUCAAGCAGCUCAGCCGCUGCCUUUAA
Molecule: messenger RNA, 467 nt
Organism: Pleuronectes platessa (European plaice)
Lineage: Eukaryota; Metazoa; Chordata; Actinopteri; Pleuronectiformes; Pleuronectidae
Product: protein prune homolog 2-like
Exons: 4
Coding region: 153-467 (104 amino acids)
Biological process (GO): apoptotic process
Cellular component (GO): cytoplasm
Source: RefSeq, a predicted model, not a curated record